GGGAUUAAAGGUGUGCACCACCACCACCAGUGGUACAUACCAUGCCAGCCAGGGCUGCUUAGCAGGAUGCUGCUUCAAAAGGCAGAAGAGCAAUAAAACCCACCAGAUUUUAGCAGCAGCACAAGUUUGGGAGAACCAGGACUUUAUGUGAUUUACUCAUAAAGAGGUUGGCCCAAGGCUCUACUGGACUGUGGGACAGACACAGAACUUCAGAAUAAUCUGGGCAUGGUGGUGCAGCCUAGAAUCCCAACAACAGUGAGGAGGAGGACUGAGAAUCUUUGUCUCUAAACCAGAGCGGAGUACAGAGUUCAUGAACUGAAUGUGUUGGUCUAUAGAGCUUGGCUGUGGGGGAGAAAUAAAUUAUGUGCAGUGAGGCGCUUGUGUUGGUAGACAGUGCGGGGCAAGCCUUGUGAAGUGGUGUGGUAGCAGUUUUUCAUGCACUUGAUGAGAAUACAGCUAGCACCUGAGCUAAUUGCACCUUUAAGUUGGGCUUCAGGUUACUCACAGAUACAGUGUAUCUUUUUCUUUUUUAAAAAAACAAAAAACCUAGGUGCAUGCGUCUGUAAGGCUGCCCGCUCCUUUCUGUCGUGCUGAGCCCGCUGAAGAGUCGCCAUGAGCAAGGCCCACCCUCCCGAACUGAAGAAAUUUAUGGACAAGAAGUUAUCAUUGAAGUUAAAUGGUGGCAGACAUGUACAAGGAAUACUUCGGGGUUUUGAUCCCUUUAUGAAUCUUGUCAUUGAUGAGUGUGUGGAGAUGGCAACUAGUGGGCAACAGAAUAACAUCGGCAUGGUGGUCAUACGAGGAAACAGCAUCAUCAUGUUAGAAGCCUUGGAAAGAGUCUAAACAAUGGCUGUUCAGCAGAGGAGUUCACAUACUUCCCCAAAGGACUGUUUGACUUGGGUGUAGAAGUGGGUCAUGUACAUUUUCAUUAAAAAAAAAAAAAGCUUUUUGCUAAAUAAACUUUUGUAAUACUCAAAAAAAAAAAAAAA
Myodes glareolus (Bank vole) is the source of this 989-nucleotide messenger RNA. Lineage: Eukaryota; Metazoa; Chordata; Mammalia; Rodentia; Cricetidae. The record is from RefSeq and is a predicted model, not a curated record.